CCAAACCGCACCAUUCAAACCCUGCCUAAAAAGUAUUCUUUUCUCCUCAAACCCUCCCUCUUUUCAUAACUCCCUUCAUCAACCAUCCAAAGCAACACAGAUACACAGAAACCAUAGACACGCACACACACAACCAUGUGUGCAGCUCCCACACUCCAAAGCCCAAGACCGAUGACCAGCCCAAGGCCUAUGGUCCCAACCACCAGACUCAAAAAACCCAUUCUCCCCUCCCUUAACAAUCUCCAAACCACCCUUCUCUUCCUUCUCAUCUUCACCGUCCCUACUCUCCUCCUCUUUCAUACACCUCCCCUCCCUUCCUCCACCCUUCCCCCCUCACAACCAUGGUCCGGCGAUCUCCGCAAAGCCCACUUCGCAUGGAACCGUCUCACGUUCGACGAUCACAGCCCCCCACACGUGCCCCUCAAGCUAGCUGUUUUCUCCCGUAAAUGGCCCAUCAGCGCCGCACCAGGCGGCAUGGAGCGGCACGCACUCACAUUACAUAGCGCGCUAGCGCGUCGCGGCCACCAAGUGCAUGUAUACACAUCAGCGCCACCGCAGGGCAUUCAAGGGCCCCACGGCGACGGCAAUGGCAAUUCCUCCCCGCACGUGCACUUCCUUGACGGCCCACCGGGCCAGUGGCGUCACAACGAUGCGUGGGCCCAGUUCGAGUCGGAGAAUCAACGUGAGCCGUUCGAUGUGGUGCACUCCGAAAGCGUGGCACUUCCACACUGGCUCGCACGCAAUGUUCCCAACCUGGCUGUCUCCUGGCAUGGAAUUGCACUGGAGAGCGUCCAAUCCAGCAUCUACCAAGACCUGACAAGUAAGCCCAACGAGCCCAUGUCACCUUCCUUCAACAAAAGCUUAGCUCUUGCGCUUCCCAAGGUCUUGAAUGAGAUCAGAUUCUUCAAGAGCUACAAACACCAUGUUGCUAUCAGUGAUAGUAGUGGUGAGAUGCUGAGGGACGUGUAUCAAAUCCCAGAGGGCAGGGUCCAUGUCAUUCUCAACGGUGUGGAUGAAACCGAGUUUGCACCUGAUAUGGGCCUGGGCCUAGAAUUCAGGGCCCAGUAUGGUGUGCCCCAUAAUGCAAGCCUUGUGAUGGGAGUCUCAGGGAGGCUAGUCAAGGACAAGGGCCAUCCCUUGCUACACGAAGCCUUCUCUAAGCUCAUGAUCAAACACCCCAACGUCUACUUGAUUGUUGCCGGAGCUGGGCCAUGGGAGCAACGGUAUAGAGAUCUCGGGCCCCGCGUGGUGGCCUUAGGCACCUUGGCGCCUACUAAGCUACGGUCAUUCUACAAUUCUAUUGAUAUCUUUGUAAAUCCAACACUUAGACCACAAGGGCUUGAUCUGACUCUUAUGGAAGCCAUGCAAUGUGGGAAGCCUAUCUUGGCCACCAGGUUCCCCAGCAUCAAAGGCAGCAUAGCCAUCGAUCAGGAGUUCGGACAUAUGUUCGCGCCGAACGUAGAGUCGUUGUUGGAGGCAUUGGAGGUAGUGGUGGAUGAAGGGCCAGAUAGGUUGGCCAUGAGAGGAAGAGCUUGUAGGAAGUAUGCAAUCUCCAUGUUUACAGCACAUAAGAUGGCAUUGGCAUAUGAGAGAUUGUUCUUGUGUAUAAAAAAUGAAACAUUUUGCAAGUACCCCUUGGCUUGAGAAGAAAAGGUGGGCCAUCUAUGGCAUGAUGGGAUAUGGACACUUUGAUGUUGGUUGGAAUUUUUGUAAUUAUUUGAUGAUUUAUCAAUUGGGUUUUCUUUAUAUGAAUGGUUUACU
Magnolia sinica is the source of this 1761-nucleotide messenger RNA. RefSeq lists its product as uncharacterized. The coding region runs from base 136 to 1644 and encodes 502 amino acids. Lineage: Eukaryota; Viridiplantae; Streptophyta; Magnoliopsida; Magnoliales; Magnoliaceae. The transcript has a single exon. The record is from RefSeq and is a predicted model, not a curated record.